Messenger RNA from Trichoderma aggressivum f. europaeum, 2532 nucleotides. Its product is annotated as CAZyme family GH31. Gene Ontology annotation, molecular function: hydrolase activity, hydrolyzing O-glycosyl compounds; carbohydrate binding. Gene Ontology annotation, biological process: carbohydrate metabolic process. The record is from RefSeq and is a predicted model, not a curated record. NCBI's taxonomy places the organism in Eukaryota, Fungi, Ascomycota, Sordariomycetes, Hypocreales, Hypocreaceae. The transcript has a single exon. Bases 1 to 2532 code for a protein of 843 amino acids.
AUGCCUCAACAAGAGCGCGUCCCGUCAAACUGGGCGGAGAACACAGCUUCUUCAGACAAGCUGCUGCAACUCGACUGUACGGAUCCUCAACUUCCCUUUCAAUUCACACUCGACGCUCUUCGAUCCAAUGUAUUUCGUACAACCUUUACGUCUAAAUCUCACCCUCUGCCACCUCACCCCAGUGUGCCUCUCUUAAAAAGGCAGAUAGAGGCUGCAUCUGUCAAUGUUGACUCUACAAGCACUACAAAGCAGAUCAAAAUCGGCCCAAUCACGGCUACUAUUGACUGGACUGAGUCCUCACCACUCCUCUCCGUCUCUCUCGAAGGCAGCAAGAAUGGGCCUCUUCACGAAGAUUUGCCAAAUCGCUCGUACGUUGUUGACGGCGAGGGCAUUGCUCAUUAUUCGCGGUACAAUAGAGAUACCCUGUACGUCGGCCUGGGCGAAAAGGCGGCUCCCAUGAACCUCGCUGGGAGAAAAUUUGAGCUUUCGGCGACGGACAGUUUUGGCUAUGACAUUUACCGCACUGAUCCGCUGUACAAAAACAUCCCACUUCUCAUCAAUGCGACGCCGAGUGGCUGUCUGGCUCUGUUUUCGACUACUCAUUCGAGAGGCUCGUAUUCUAUUGGGGCUGAGAUGGACGGCAUGUGGGGUCGCUACAAGGUGUUGAGACAAGACUACGGAGGAUUGGAAGAGUACAUUAUCGUUGGGAAAACUCUCAGGGACAUUGUUACGACUUAUGCGGAGAUCGCCGGCUAUCCUCUUCUUGUGCCAAGAUGGGCGUUUGGGUACCUCUCCGGUGGUAUGAAGUACUCCAUGCUCGAUGACCCUCCAGCUUCCGAGGCGCUGCUUGAUCUUGCGCGCAAGAUGAAGGAGCAGGACAUUCCAUGCUCGGCGUACCAAAUGUCAUCUGGUUAUACCGUGGCAGAGCAGCCGCCGAAAACACGCAACGUCUUCACCUGGAAUCGCCAUCGGUUUUCGGAUCCAGAGGCCUUUAUUAAGGAGUACCACAAGCUUGGCAUGAGAUUAAUCGCCAACGUGAAGCCCUAUGUUAUUGCCACUCAUCCAGAGUACGAGAAGCUUAAAGCUGCAAAUGCCUUAUUCGUCGACCCGCACACGAAAAAGACGGCGGUGACAAGACUAUGGAGUGCUGGCGGAGGCGAGAGCGCUGAAGGUGGGCAUAUUGACUUCACCUCUGCUGCUGGAUUUAAAUGGUGGUACGAGGGCGUCAAGAAGCUCAGACAGGAAGGCAUUGACUGCAUCUGGAACGACAACAAUGAGUACACGGUCACCGAUGACGGCUGGAUCUGCGCCCUUGACGAGCCUUCUCUCGAUGUAAGGGACGAGGUCAAGGAUAGGCCACAAAUUGGUCUCUGGGGCCGAAGCCUGCACACUGAGCUUCAUGGAAAAGCAUCUCACGAUGCCCUCGUCGACGUUGAUCCAGAUGUACGCCCGUUUGUUCUUACUCGAAGUGCGACCGCUGGCACUAUGAGAUAUGCUUGUAGUUCAUGGAGCGGAGAUAACACCACCAGCUGGGCUAGCAUGAAGGGUGCCAAUGCUCUUGCACUCAACGCGGGCAUGUCUUUAAUGCAAUGCUAUGGCCACGAUAUCGGAGGAUUCGAAGGCCCGCAGCCAUCCCCUGAGCUACUUCUUCGAUGGGUUCAGAUUGGUACAUACUCUCAGCGCUUCGCAAUCAACUGCUUCAAGACGAUCAAUGAGAAUCACGUCGGAGACGUCAUCGAGCCGUGGAUGUACCCGGAAAUCACACACUUGGUUCGCAAAGCCAUCAAGCGCAGAUACGCCAUGAUCCCCUACAUCUACUCAUUGAUGCUAGAUAGUCAUCAAACAGCUAUUCCACCUCAGCGUUGGACUGGCUGGGGAUACGAAGAAGAUCCGGAAGUGUGGACGACACCAAUUACAGAGGGUGAGACGCAAUAUUGGCUUGGCGACGCUCUACUGGUUGGCGGUGUAUACGAGCCCGGCGCCACGCAGGCACGAGUCUAUCUUCCCAAGGCUUCGGAUGAGGACGAAGGCUACAUCAAUCUCAAAGCUCCCUAUCAGUACUUGGAAGCAGGACAAUGGGCUACGGUUGACGCAGAGUGGCACGGCGCAGGCAUUCCAGUGCUUGCCAAGGUCGGAACAGCGAUCCCAGUCGGAAGAGACGUGCAAGUACUGUCCCCAGGAGAAAAGGAAAAUGUCGCCAAUCUUCCUCUGGACGACUAUCGCGCGAUUGAAAUCUUCCCUCCCCGUCAAGGAUCUAGCUCGAAGCGCUAUGAGACGGUGUGGUACGAAGACGACGGCGUAUCUGCUGUUGCAAAGAACAAAAUCUCCAAAUACAGCAUCGCAUAUUCGGUUAAAGGGUCAGAAAUUGAGGUUCAAUUUUCUAGAGAUGAAACAUCUGGGUAUGUCGCGCCGUGGAAAACGCUGGUUGUUGUGCUGCCUCCUGGAGACGCAAGAGCAGUUCGUUCGACUGAUGGCGUACAAAUUCGCGAUUUGGGCGUAGAUGAUGAGGGAAGGAAGAGAUUUGAGCUUUGA